Molecule: messenger RNA, 1860 nt
Organism: Passer montanus (Eurasian tree sparrow)
Lineage: Eukaryota; Metazoa; Chordata; Aves; Passeriformes; Passeridae
Gene: CPQ
Product: carboxypeptidase Q
Exons: 8
Coding region: 119-1528 (469 amino acids)
Biological process (GO): peptide catabolic process; thyroid hormone generation; proteolysis
Molecular function (GO): metallodipeptidase activity
Source: RefSeq, a predicted model, not a curated record
GGGCCGGGGCCGGGGCCACCGGCGGCUCCCGGGCGGUCCGGGCUGUGCCGCCGCCGCCCGACCUGCACGGGGAAGCCUUUCCAACAGGCCAUCUGUGGAAAAGAAGAAAGAGAAAAAAAUGAAGCACUUAUUCUUAAUAUUUCUCAUGAAUUUAUUACAUCAGCAUGCUGGGAAAUCUUUGAGAAGAGAUGGAAGUUCCCUGAAGUCAUUUGAAGACAUUAAAAAUGAGAUAGCUGGCUAUACUGAUAUUGCUAAGGCUAUUAUUGAUCUCGCUGUUCAUGGAAAGGCUCAGAACAGAUCCUAUGAUAGAUUAGCAGUUUUUGCUGACACCAUAGGACCUAGACUCAGUGGUUCAAAAAACUUAGAGGCAGCCAUCAAAUAUAUGUUCACUGCCCUGCAGAAAGAUGGGCUGGAAAAUGUGCAUCUAGAGCCUGUGAAAGUACCACACUGGGAAAGAGGAGAAGAGUUUGCAGUGAUGCUGGAACCAAGGAAUCAUAGCAUUGCUAUUUUGGGACUUGGGAACAGUAUUGCCACUCCUCCAGAAGGAAUUACAGCAGAAGUCAUAGUUGUAGCCUCAUUUGAUGAACUGCACAAACGAGCUCAGGAGGCCAAGGGGAAGAUUGUUGUCUACAACGAACCUUUCAUCAGUUAUGGUGAAACUGUGCAAUACAGGUUACAGGGAGCAGUGGAAGCUGCUAAAGUUGGAGCAGUGGCAUCCCUCAUUAGGUCUGUUGCUUCUUUUUCUAUUCACAGUCCACAUACUGGGGAGCAGAGUUACCAGCCUGGUGUACCCCAAAUUCCCACUGCCUGCAUCACUGUGGAAGAUGCUGAAAUGAUGUCACGAAUGUCUCUCCGCGGCACUAAGAUUGUUGUGCACCUGAGGAUGGGAGCUAAGACUUAUCCAGACUCUCUGUCCUUCAACACUGUGGCAGAGAUAGUUGGAAGCAAGUACCCAGAGCAGGUUGUAUUGGUCAGUGGACAUCUGGACAGCUGGGAUGUUGGGCAGGGAGCUAUGGAUGAUGGCGGUGGAGCAUUUAUAUCAUGGGAAGCAUUAUCGCUCAUUAAGGAUCUGGGACUUCGUCCAAAAAGAACACUGCGCUUGGUGCUAUGGACAGCAGAAGAGCAAGGAGGAGUAGGUGCCAAGCAAUACUAUCAGUUGCACAAGGAAAAUAUCUCCAACUUUGAUAUCGUUAUGGAGUCUGAUGAGGGCACUUUCCAGCCAUCUGGACUGGGUUUUUCUGGCAGUGCUGAAGCCCGGGACAUCGUGAGGGAGAUCAUGACUCUGCUGCAGCCCAUCAAUGUUACAGAUGUUUACGACACUGCAGAUGGAACAGACAUCUCUUACUGGAUGAGAGACGGCGUGCCUGGUGCCAGCUUGCGUAAUGACAUCAAUAAAUACUUCUGGUUUCAUCAUUCUCAAGGGGACACGAUGACAGUUCAGGAUCCAAACCAGAUGAAUCUCUGUGCUGCUGUUUGGACUGUUGUCUCCUAUGUAAUUGCUGACAUGGAGGAUAUGUUGCCAAGGUAAUAAAACAGCAAGAAAGAGUAUUUCUGUUCUUCAGUAAAGAUUGUAAGUCCACUAAUGCAUGUGGACUGCAGCUGUAGUAAAUCCUCGUACCCUUGGUUUUCUGCAUUAUUAUUAUUAUAUCUGUUUUCCUCAAAACGCACUCUCUUUUAUGCAUUCCUGAUUAUUUUUGCUGUUUUGAUCUCUUCCAUUUGUGAUUUUCACUUAAAUGUGUUCCUUUACAUACUUCUUGUAUUUCAGAUGAAGAUAUGAUUGACUAUGAUAUAAUACCCAUUUGUAUGCACAGAGAUCAUGUGCAGCAGGAAAAAUAUACAAAAUAAAAUUUUUGCAUCAGA